Messenger RNA from Crotalus tigris (Tiger rattlesnake), 1457 nucleotides. Its product is annotated as olfactory receptor 5C1-like. The transcript has 2 exons. NCBI's taxonomy places the organism in Eukaryota, Metazoa, Chordata, Lepidosauria, Squamata, Viperidae. The record is from RefSeq and is a predicted model, not a curated record. Gene Ontology annotation, molecular function: olfactory receptor activity; G protein-coupled receptor activity; odorant binding. Gene Ontology annotation, cellular component: membrane. The coding region runs from base 62 to 991 and encodes 309 amino acids. Gene Ontology annotation, biological process: G protein-coupled receptor signaling pathway; sensory perception of smell.
GGCUUCUAAAGCUAUCUCACAAGAACUGAGAAAGAAGAUUCAUACUCUCUGCACAGGUACAAUGGCUCUUCAUCACAAUACCACCAGGGUGACCGAGUUUAUCCUCCUGGGCUUCACUGCUCAACGAAACCUUCAGCUCCUCCUCUUCAGCUUCUUCCUGCCCAUCUACCUCCUCAGUGUGGCAGGGAAUCUGGCUCUAGCCAUUCUUAUCCGAGCUGAGCCUGCCUUCCACACACCCAUGUACUACUUCCUAAGCCACCUGGCCCUGAUGGACCUGUGCUCCAGCUGCACUGUAGCCCCCAAAAUGCUCCUGGGGCUCUUGAAAGGUUAUGACACCAUUCCCAUCCCAGCCUGUGCCCUUCAGAUGUUCAUCUUUGCAGCUAUCUCAGAUGCCGAAUGUUGUCUCUUGGCAGCCAUGGCCUAUGAUCGGUAUGUGGCCAUCUGCCGCCCAUUGCACUAUGCAACUGCCAUGCCACAGCAUCUCUGUCAUCUCCUUGUAAUUGCUUCCUAUGCAGCAGGGAUGACCUCUGGAGCGAUCCAUACCAGCAUGGCAUUCCGCCUGCCCUUCUGCGGUGCAAAUACUUUGGACCAUUUCUUCUGUGAUAUCCCUCUAGUUCUGGCUUUGGCUUGUGCAGACACACAAAUUAACCAGCUCUUACUUUUAGUAGUGUGUGGAAUUAUCCAGAGCAUCACCCUGUUGAUCAUUACAGCUUCCUAUGGAAUUAUCCUCUGGACUGUAGGACGAACAGGAUUACUUCGAGCUAUGUCCACCUGCGGAUCUCACCUUACAGUUGUGGGGGUGCUUUAUGGAACCCUUCUCUUCAUGUACCUACGGCCUGAUGACACUUAUGCCCCACAAACAGACAAGAUGACUUCUGUCUUCUACACAGUAGCCAUACCUACUCUCAACCCUGCCAUAUACAGUCUUCGUAACACUGAGGUCAAGCAGGCAGUCAAGAAGAGGUUCAGCAAGAUAUGUCAUCAAACAUAAAAGCAGCACAAGUAUGAAGGAGGGAAAGAAGCAUUCCCAACAGAUUAGAAUAUCCUUCCUAGCCUAGUGUAUUCUGUGGAUUCCAUAGUUGCAAAUUGUAGAUCUGAAGAUUAUAGGAAAUGGAAUAUAACACAUCUAGAGGCUGAGUUAGCUAAUUAUCAAAUGUAUCUAAGAGGAAAUUCUGUUGAAACAGCAAGACCUGCUUCUGGAUUUUUGUGGAAAAAGUGGAGAACUGAAGAUGGCUCUGCUAAAAGCAGAGCUAAUGACAACAGAAGAAAGAUGAGUAGACCAUCUCUUCAUAACUUUUCUCCAGAGAAAGAGAGGACUUGAGAUUGCACAACAGCAGUCUCUGACAGCUUUAGAACUGUAGAAGAUAAAAGAAACCCAUCUUUUUGCUCAAACUAUGGUUGAUGGAGGGGAGAUUAAUGACUGCCACUGUUGGUGUGGUUAUUCUCAAACUUCGAGG